Molecule: messenger RNA, 1711 nt
Organism: Hyalella azteca
Lineage: Eukaryota; Metazoa; Arthropoda; Malacostraca; Amphipoda; Hyalellidae
Exons: 6
Coding region: 75-968 (297 amino acids)
Source: RefSeq, a predicted model, not a curated record
UUCUGAUCUUUUAAAAAUUGAUUCUAUUUAAUAUAACACAACCACCUGAAGAACGAAUAUUGCAAGCUGCUACGAUGCGACCUUCAAGCAAACAUUUGAUAACAACAGCGCCUUUGUCUGCUGUUUUCACGCUCGUUGUCUUCACGGCGCUUCCCUGUGGAGUGAACAGUCUGAAGAUGCGGAACUUCGAGGUACCGCUUCACGUUGUUCGAGGGGAGACGACUGAGUUGAAGUGUGAGUUCGACCUGGAGGGCGAGAAGCUCUACUCGAUCAAGUGGUACAAGGGAGGCCGGGAAUUCUUCCGCUACGUGCCGAACGAGAGACCCACCAAGCUCAGAUACGAUGUGCAAGGAGUCUGGGUUGACAUGGACGCCAGCACCGGCGCCACGGUCGUGCUGAAGGAUGUCUCGCUGGCCACGUCAGGCCGCUACAAGUGCGAGGUGCUAGCUGAGGCUCCGAGCUUCAACACACUCACCGAGCACGCGAUACUCACCGUCGUGGACUUGCCAGAAGAGAAGCCCGUCGUGAAGAGCGCCCGUGAGAAAUACAAGUCAGGAGACCUGGUCGCCGUGAACUGCACCUCGGCGCCUUCGAAGCCCGCAGCCCAUCUCAUCUGGUACAUCAAUGAUAAGGAGGCAGAACGUAGCCACCUGCUUCACUACCAACCAAUUCUGCUACGCAACGGACUAGAGCAGACGACGCUGGGGCUGCGGUUCAGGGCGACACCGUAUCAUUUCUCGCAGGGCCACAUGACGCUCAAGUGCACCGCCUCUAUAGGGGUCACUCCUCCAGCCCUGACGCCCUACAGCAGGAACAAGUAUAGGACCUUAGGACACCACACUCUCCAGCCCCCGCUCUCGCUGCAGAGCCGCGAGCACCGAUAUGGUACGGCUUCAGCAAUUCAUCCACCAAAUUCAGCUCGAUUGCUUCUGUUGGUUGCGCUCCUCUCCAUUGUGAACCAAAGAUAAACCGCAAUUCAUUUUAAUUCAUACAAUUGAAAAAUCCAAAGACCAGUGCGACAGAAACCAGUAUGCCCGGUUUGCAUUGACCUGUACACACAAAAAAAUAUGUUUGACAUUGUACAUAGAAAGACACUCUUUUGUCCUUUGCGUGGAUCACCAUGACCCAGUACGGCCCAGCAUAGAAUAUAUCAGUGCUAUUUUUCGGUUUCUGUUCGUUUUGUGGUUUACAAAGUACGUCACUUUUUGGACGAUGUAACCCAUUUAAAUUUCUGAUUUUUAGGAAACUCUCAAACGCGUUUUGAAAAUUCAAUGCCUCCUGCAAUGUUCAUCAGACGCUGAAGGGGGUACGUUGUGAAGGUACGUUGAAGGUACGUUGUGAAGGUACGUUAAAGGUACGUCGAAGGUACGCUGUAAAAUUUCUGGUAGAUUUGGUAAUUAAAUCAAGGCAAAUAAGAAAAUCAAGAACAUUUACGUCUGAAAUAAGUUAAGGAACUGAAACUACGUUAAAUUUUAUUAUUAAUCACAUGCUAUUUUAUAUCGAAUUGUCAAUUUCUUGAAGCUUCAAGAUGAAAAACAUUCCAAGUGAGAGUGUGAGCAAUAACAAGAGGAGCUAAUUCAGUUCAGUACAUAUUACCAACAUGAAUACAUCUAUUAUAAAAUAUAUACCUAUACAAAAUUCUCUAUACUAUACAAUAAAAAUUGCUUUUCGUGAAAAAAACGCAAAUUUCUUCUGUGAAUAUAAUUUGUAA